Messenger RNA from Populus euphratica (Euphrates poplar), 895 nucleotides. RefSeq lists its product as uncharacterized. Gene Ontology annotation, biological process: response to auxin. The record is from RefSeq and is a predicted model, not a curated record. The coding region runs from base 218 to 727 and encodes 169 amino acids. NCBI's taxonomy places the organism in Eukaryota, Viridiplantae, Streptophyta, Magnoliopsida, Malpighiales, Salicaceae. The transcript has a single exon.
GACCCUUACCUUCCACAACCAAUCUUUUUAUUUCUUUAAUGGGUUCUCUUCUGGUUGUUUGAAAAUAAAAAAUCGAAUAAAAUAAAGUUCAGAAUUCCCGGGGAGGGAGGCCCGAGGGCUUCAACUCCUAUAAGUUGAAAGUCCCACCAUGAGGUGACAAUAGCAAGCUGUCCUGAAAAAAGCUACCUAACAGAACCUACUUCUCCAGGAAGAAGCCAUGGAUUCCAAGAAGUCUAACAAGAUUAGAGACAUUGUUAGGCUUCAACAGAUCCUGAAGAAGUGGAGGAAGCUUGCAAGUUCAUCAAAAACCAGUGCAGUUUCUACCACCACCAGCAGUAAGAGCAUGAAGUUUCUCAAGAGAACACUCUCUAUAUCAGAUAACUCUGCCAAGGAAACCUCGAGCAAUGCCGUCCCAAAGGGCUACCUGGCUGUCGGCGUUGGAGAAGAGCAAAAGAGAUUCAUAAUUCCAACAGAUUAUUUGAGCCACCCUGCAUUCCUCGUCUUAUUGAGAGAAGCAGAAGAGGAAUUUGGGUUUCAACAGGCAGGUGUCUUAAGGAUUCCUUGUGAAGUCGCCGUCUUUGAGAGUAUCCUGAAACUGGUGGAGGAAAAGAAAGACCUGUUCUUCAUGCAAGAAUGCAGGCUUGACGUUGAUAAUAUCGCGGUGUAUUGCUCGUCGAAAAGCCAGCAAACUCCAUCUCACCAUCCUCAAAGUCCAAUGUGCAGAUAGUUUUUUUUGUUCCUAUCAUCCUUGUUAACCUCAUUUCACUUUUUUCUUGUAGUUGGAUGAGGCCAUGUAAGAGAGAUCUAGUGAGUUUAAUAAGUUGCUUUGAAUUGUAAGAGAACAUUUUAAGAAUCAAUGAAAGAACAUAAAGAACUUUGAAUUCAUGUUAUUGAA